ACGUACGCACACUAAACCAGCUGCAGUGGAAGUAGUAAUGAUAGUAACAUUUUGUGAAGUUUUCUUUGUUUUUUUUCUUCUAAAUUUCGUUUCUAAGUACUACAGAUAUCUAAACUGAAAGGACUCUAAUACGACUGCUAGCCGUUCCCACUAAACGUUAGUAAGGUAGCAUGUGAGCUAGCUAGCAGCGUUAGCGCACUCAGUAGCAAGCCAUGGAUCCCCUGAGCAUAGUGGAGGAUGAAGUGGCAUUGGAAGGAUUGGACGGAAUAACUAUCCCUACUCUAUGGAUACGACUAGAGGAUAGACAGUCCAAGUUUCCUCUCAAACUUGACGACUCUACCAAAGGGUUUAUCUGGAGAUCACUUGUUAACAGCAGCGACCUGAGAUUCUAUGAGAUGCCACGUGAGAGGGAAGACGUGGAGUUGUUUGACAGGUUUAGGGACAUUGACCCAGAGACGGCCAUUGAAGUUAAAGAGAGGUGUUUGGACGAACACAGAGACGUCUAUCCUGUUCAUGUCAUUCCGGAGAACAAGGAUGGGAUACAGGGCUCAUGUGCAGUCUUCAAAGAGAGGAAGGAUGUCACAAAGCAGAUCCGCUCCAAGUCCCUUACCCCGUUGGUUAACGUGGAGGAGGCUAUGGAAAAAUAUGGGCGGAAACUUGUUGUUGUGGCAUCCCAGGCUCAGCGAUUUCGGGCUCUGAUUGGCAUUGAGAGUGACCCUGAUUUAAAGCUCAGCAGUGACUCUUACUGCGUGUUGGAAAGGGUGGGCCGUGCACGAUGGCAAGGAGAGCUACAGAGGGAUCUGCACGGAGGCCCUUUCAAGGCAGAUGCUCGAAAAUUUCACUACUUGAGGAAGUCUCUUGUCAAACAUGAACUAGUCACCAUGCAGCCUUGUGUCAAACCAUCAAGAAACGGACAGCAGCAGCACUCCAUUCUUCUUCUGCUGAAACGCUUCCAUGUAAACAGACGGCCCCUUUAUGACAUGAUGACGGAGUACGUGUCCAAUUUUCUUCAGCAGCAACCUCGUCAGCUCACCACUCUGGCGACAAUCAAAGACCAUCUUAACUUGAAUGGUGUUCUUUUUAGACGUUUAUUUAAAUACAUCCGAGUAGCCGGGCUUACAGAGUUUUGCCACUACCCUUUGGAGGACUUGGAUCCCUCUGCUGAACCCUGCACCACUAAAAAUGGCAAUAAAGUGCGUGUGCGCUGUUUGAAACUAAUAAAGCCAUAUGUAAAGAAGGGCGUGAUGGAUGAUGAUGACGACGACGAAGAUGAAGACAAUAAUUCUGGAGCAAUCGGUCUUCUUCCUUCAGAUGGACGAAUCAUGGAGAAAGAUCUAAUUUCACAGGCCUAUCACAUCAUACUAUCCUCUGGUACGAAGGGAAUCCCACAGAGAUCUGUCGCAUUAAAAAUGAACAUCAGUAAACUGGAGUCUCGUACGAUCUUGCGAAAGCUAGAGAGGGAUGGUUUUAUUAAGGGAUUUAUGGAGGACGAGGGUCGGCAGAGGACUACAAAAUAUAUCAGCCACAAGUGUGUUGGUGUCAGCGAUCAACUCCAGCUGUUUGCUAAAGAGCAGGAACGGAACAAGCUACUUUACCCUUCACCACAAGUGUCAGGCGCUGACCCUUCCACCUCUAAAACACCUGCAUCCUCAAAGCUGCCAGCAAAUAAAAACAGCAAAACUUCUGCUGCCAAGAAGCAAAAGAGAAAGAAAGAUGCAGAGGUGGAACAAAAGAUGUGUGAUGAUGGAGGCGAGGAUGUUGAGGAUGAAGGGUUGGGUGGAAAGAAAGGUAAAGGAAGAGGAAAGAUGGGAAGAAGACACAAGAUGUCAGCGAAUGAAGACGACGAGACAACAAAUCAAAUACAGACGGACAUUCCUAUCAUACAACCUACACCAGCUGAAAGUGAAACUCCAGCCUGCAGCGGAUCAGUGACCAGUUUAACUCCUGACUCUGUGUCCAUACCUGCAGCAGACCAAGCUUCAGUUAAAGAAGGAGAACAGUCUAACUCAGCCAGUGACAGCACAUUGCCUCAAAGCGAGGUUUUAAGCACAGCUGAUAACCCAGCAAACAACGUUGUGGUUGUUGAUAGUGCUUUAAAGCCACAGCAGAGGAUUCAUGAGACGUACCGCCUGUUGAAGAGGAAGAAUCUGAUUGUCGAGGCCGUCCAAAAAAUGCAAAUUAUAGAGGGUCUCUUCCCGCUGCUGAAGAUAAUCAGUGAUGAAGAAAAGCAGGAUGGUUUCAGUUCGAAGUGCUGCAAGAAGACUGUUUUACGUCUCGUCCAAAGUCUGUCAAGAGAAGGCUUGCUUAAGCUUUACACAACCACUGUUAUACAGGAUGGGCUCACCAAGAAGAUUGACAUGGUUGUCCAUCCAUCCAUUCAACCCAAUGAUGAAAGAGUUAGCCAACUCAUUGAGCAGGUCCGGUUCAGAAUCUCCAGUUCUUACUCAGCUGUACGGCAGCACAAUGCUGAAGAGAAAGCCAAAGAAAAACAGAAAAGAUCCAAGAGUCUGAACACUUUAAUGACUGAAGGUGGUGAAGAUGACGCAGACUUCAAGCCCUCAAAAGUACGAGGGCUGGGUAAGACUUUUGGCUUUCAACCAAAGAUGCUUCGUCUGAGUGUUAUACAUAACUUCCUCUGGUAUCUUAUUUAUGGGCACUCACUCCGAGGCAACUCUGCUGUCACUGGCUCACCCAGUGAAACACCAACAGACCGAGACAGCUCGAAUCCUGAUGCCAAACAGCCAGACAACCAGGCACAGCAGCAUCUGAAAGAAAAAGAAAGCCCUGGUGUAUCGAACUUGGAUGUGGCAUCAGGUGAUGAAGAGGAGCUGUCGAAUGAUAAAUCAAAACCUAAUCACUCUGAAUCUAACUUGAAAGUAUAUGCCGAUGAAGACUCAUGGAGGAGAUUUGUCCCUCCUGUCCGUCAACAUAAGGAUUUUACCAGCGGCUGGGCGAUGGUUGGCGACCUGCUCCUCUGCUUGCCUCUCUCCACUUUCAUGCAGGUCAUACAGAUCUCUUAUAAGGUGGAUGGACUGGAGGAAUACCUCAAUGACCCGGUGAAGCAGCACUAUCUGGUCAGAGCUCUGCCUGCAAAAAUAAAGAGACAGCUUCUUUAUAAACGGAAAUACAUCCACUCAUUUCAUGAGAACCUUCAGAGGUUGACCUACAUGGGUUUGCUGCAGUUUGGUGUUGCAGAGCGGUUCAAGGACAAAGACCAGGUUUGCGUGUACCUGAAACGCAAUGCCACUAUUGUUGACACCACCAACACUGAACCUCACUAUUGGCUGGUCACAGAGUCACCUGACAACCCAUUCGAAAGGCGCCGGUACACAUUUAACACUGCGGAGGAUGUGGAAAGCUACUGGUUUGACCUGAUGUGUGUCUGCCUCAAUACACCACUGGGGAUAAUUCGCAGCAAGAAAAAUGCCACAGAGGAUGAAGCUCCUUCAUUUGUGCCAGAGCGCUAUGUGUUCGUAGGAUUGUCGUACCUGUUAAAGGGCAGUCAUGAGGUGUGUGAUGAUGGGUCAAUACCAGGAGACGGUAAAGGAGCAGGAGGUCUGGACUCUGAAUUCUUUGGUCAUCUUAAACGCAACUGGCUGUGGACCAAUCACCUUCUUGCUUGUAAAAAGCGUCCCAGUGGUUCAGAGACACCUCAGGGCCAGGUCAGACUGAGGAGCCUCCUGGGUAAAAAUGCUUCCAGAAUUGCUCUUCAAGCUGCAGGAACAACUUCACCUCGUUAUUUGACCAUGAAGCAACCUCGUGUGGCAAAAAAUGUGGAGGUGGGCACAGAGCCGGCUUCCAGAAACCGGCAGGUGGUCGGAGGUAAGGGGCAGAGGAGGAAGAGAAGCAAAAAGGAAGUUGUCAAGGUCCCACGCAGGAAGAGGAAAGAACCAAAGAAACGCACCGCAGCCCAUGAUGAGGCAGACCACAGAGCUUUGAAAAUGAUGACCAAACAGAGGGUUUACUGGUCGGUACAGGAGGACUCGCUGAUUAUGCUCUGCUCUGUGGCCUCUUACCUGCUCAACACCAAGUUAAAAAGGCCAUUCAUACCUUACUGUGUGGUGAGAGAUCUGCUGCACGCAGAGUUUGAGAUCUCAGUGGAUAAAACAUCCAUCGCUGUGAGUCGUCGCACAAGAUACAUCCUCAAAAAUCCUCAUUCACUUCUUAAUUACAGGAUCUGUGUGGUUGAGGUUUACCAAGAUAAAACACUGAUGAGACUUCUGGAGGAGGCGAAACCUGCUGACCCUAAUAAACCAGAGGAUUGCGCCAAAGCAUUCUCAGAGUACGUCAGGCUUCUCAGGCAGAAGUUCAGCUGUGUCAUGAACGCUCAUGAUGUGGUCAUCCCUGACUCUAAACAGCAUCUCUUCUCAAAAUUUAAGGUUUCAGCAAUAGAUGAUGGAAAACAGUUCCCAUGCAAAGACAUCAUCAACAGCAAAGGUGACAUUCAUGUCAUUGUGUUGCAUAAUUUGAUCCAGAGCACUCUGGCCAUGACCAACAGUCAGAUGAAGUCUUCCAGAUCUUUUCAGACCUUCCACAUGUACAGUAAGUUUGACCAGGAGCUGCUGUGCGAGGUGUUCAUCCAAUGCAGGAAGAGACGUCUGGUCAACCGCCGUCGUGUCAGUAAUUCGUUUGGGCCAAAGAAAAACCGAGCACUGCCCAUUUUACCCAUGUCCUACCAGCUGUCGCAGUCUUACUACAGAUGUUUUUCGUGGCGUUUUCCUCCGUCCUUGUGCACCGACUCCUUCUGCUUUUUAAGGAACUUAAUCACCAGUGGGACCGGAGAUGAAAGACCUGUCACUACUUUCUACCAUGAAAGUGAGAUCAGAUCACAGAACGGCAAGGAGGUGUUGGAAAGGAAAGCAGAUUCAGCAAGAAAAGAAAAGCAGAGUGGAGGAAAAGAAGACUGCAGACAACCGGAGGUUGUAGACAUCGACUCAACCAAAGACAGCAGCCACCGUACGAUGGAGGGAGAAGACAAGUUGAUGGAGUCAGAUGUGAACAAUGAGAAAACUGAGGGGAUGAGCAAACUAGAACAACAUAAAAAGCCAGAAUCUUCCCUCAUUUCUGGAUCUGUUGAUGCUUCAGCAAGCAAAGAGCAGCCAGACAAACACCCACCAGACGUUUCAGAGAGUUCUCCAGAUGUGUCGGACAUGCUGCAGUUCUCCCUGAACUCUCCUGGUGGAGCCUGUGUAGUCUGUCUAGGCCUGAUGACUCUGGGACUGCUGAAUGUCCACUUGUCCAUCCCUAAACAGAUAGUGGUGGUGGACAGCAACCUGGUGGACAACGAUGUCACUAAGAGUAUGGCUGUACUGGAGGAAGAUGAUGAUGAAGAUGAUGGUGAGGAGUGUGAGGGAAGAAAAAGGCCACGUGUGACAUCACAUCAAGCGUCACAUACUAACUACCUGAUGAUGCGAGGGUACUGCUUACCUGGCAUAGUCAAACUGCGAAACAUUAACACCGGUGAAAACAUCGUGGUGGAGUCGUGUAUUAUGAGCUUGCAGCUGCGCAACACGCCUGCUCACUGUUUGUUCAGCGAGGAAAACUCUCCACCAUUGGACUUGACUAAAUGCGGCCCAUCCCUGCUGCCCCCCAUGCUUACCAGCUACAUCCGUUCACCUUUGUCCUCUCCACCGAGUGUGGAGGAGUGUGACAGGCUCUUUCUUCAGCAGAGGGGAUACACCACUCAGGACGUAGAAGCGUGUGCUCAGCUCAGAAGGAGCUUGGAUGAAGCAGGGGAAAAUGGUUUGGAUGAAAGGGACUUCUUCAGGGCUCAUGUACACCUGCAGGUACCGGAGUCUGGACGCACCCGAAGCCUGCUGCAGUAUUUGAAGGAUUUGCAAGAAGAAGUCCAGGUUGUUAAAGUGGGGAGUUUGGGUGUUCGUUGGGUGCUUAUGCAGCAUGCUGAGCCAUGGCUACUGACUAUAAACUCCAAGCAAUUAUCUUGGCCACCCUUAACAUCUGAGAGACGACCUUCUCUGAAGAGUCAGCACAGCAUCCCUUUCUUACGCAAGAGAUGCAGCCGAGAAGUGCAUCUGGAGACAGAGGGACCACCUGCAAAGAAACCGGCUUUGGAUGGAGGAAAAGGUCCUGACAGAGAAAGUGUGGAUGGAUCAUCUUGUAGCUCAACAGACAAACCCAAUGAGGAAGAACAGCAGAAAGAGAGGGCAGAUGAAGGAAGUGGAGACAAAUUGUUGAAUGUGGAAGAGGAGGGGAGAGUCGAGACACUGUCUAAAGAGGAAGGAGAGGAAGUGGACGGACAGGUGGAAACUGUGAAAAGACAUGAUAAAAAGAGGGAGCUGAGGACCAGAAGGAGCAGUCUAAAGGAUGAAAGACAUGAGGAUGAACACUCGCCACCUCUUGCAUCAGCAGAUGAUGAAGAAAACUCCAGCUUCAUCAGCCGGCCGUGGCGCUUAGUUGAUGGCAAGCUGAACCGGCCAGUGUGUAAAGGCAUGCUGGAGGCCGUUCUUUUCCACAUUAUGUCUCAGCCAGGGCUCACACAGGAGUCGCUGGUGAAACAUUACAAAGAUGUUCUGCAGCCACUAGCAGUGAUAGAGCUGGUGCAGGCCCUUAUAGACUUGGGAUGUAUAACUAAGAAAACUUUGGUUAAAGAUCCUAAACCAUCGUUGUUUGCUCGCUCUGUGCAUCAGAGAAGAAGUGAAACAACGGUGAACGUUGAAGAACCAGACACAGUGUUUUAUGAGCCCACCAUCAGCUGCUGCCUGCGACUCUGUCGGGUGUUGCCCAACGAGCGACACUGGAACGAUUGGGGGCCCUGAACAUCUUCCUCAUGCUCACCGUUCUCCACCUGGUGUUACUGUUUUUAAGUUUAAGCACCAAACAGUGAAAAGAAAAGAUGUGGCAACAAUCAGACCCAUGAAGCAUGAACAAGGCAACCUUACAAACAUGUCAUAAGGUUCUUUGUGUUUUUUUUUAACAGAUUUUCUUUUUUUUUAGUUGAAAAUGUUUGUGUUUUUCUUUUUUCCUUUUUUACUUUCUAACAUCAAAUUUUAAACAAAGUACAUUCUUGACUUUUGCAUUAAACUGAUGUGGACAAUUUUGAUAAAAUUGUGGCAAAGUAACAAUCAGCAUUUCUGUAUUGUUGCGUGAUAUAACUGUAUCAGUGUGUAUCACUGUAUCAUAUGUAUCAUUGUUCUCAAAACAACACAAGCCUCCUUCAAAAGUCUUAAUACUUGAUACAAGACUAUUAUCCAAGGUAAGGAAAGCUAUCUGAACGUCUGAAUUUGCAGUUAUUUCAGAAGUUUCAAAAUGACGAGGGGGAUGUGGUGUCUUGCUUUUCGCUAAUCAAGCUAAAGUGUGGAGCCUUAAAAGCAUUACAUUUAACCUCAUAAAAGUAUUUAGCUGUUAUA
Molecule: messenger RNA, 7367 nt
Organism: Melanotaenia boesemani (Boeseman's rainbowfish)
Lineage: Eukaryota; Metazoa; Chordata; Actinopteri; Atheriniformes; Melanotaeniidae
Product: general transcription factor 3C polypeptide 1-like
Exons: 40
Coding region: 213-6776 (2187 amino acids)
Biological process (GO): transcription initiation at RNA polymerase III promoter; 5S class rRNA transcription by RNA polymerase III
Cellular component (GO): transcription factor TFIIIC complex
Molecular function (GO): DNA binding
Source: RefSeq, a predicted model, not a curated record